Molecule: messenger RNA, 1500 nt
Organism: Exophiala oligosperma
Lineage: Eukaryota; Fungi; Ascomycota; Eurotiomycetes; Chaetothyriales; Herpotrichiellaceae
Exons: 2
Coding region: 28-1434 (468 amino acids)
Source: RefSeq, a predicted model, not a curated record
UCAUAGUACUCCGUACGGAGUACCUGAAUGGUACUUCUUGCAAUCUCAUCUCGCUAUGUGAUGCUCCUACAGCAUGGCCGUAAAGGCUUCUCUUCCAUCAUACCACUCACUAGUCCAUGUGCAUUCAGCUCAUCUUGUGAACGUCGAAUAGCCACAGAGACAUCUCGAAAAGGACAAAGCAUCGACCUGCGCAUUGGACUCGAUGGACAUGUUAGGCUCGAUCUUGAGACCCCUUCAAGGAACGCGCACGCACGCGCGCAAGACCGUCCACGACAUGUUCUUGUCCACUUACCACCGGGCCCAUCACUGAAGGUGCCGGCCUUCAAUGUCCAACCUCGGUUGAACACUCUCCUCUCCCCGAACACGUCUAUCGUCACAAUUCAUUACCGCCUUGGCCUCGAUACCGAUGCUACGACCGACGAGAAGACAUGUUUUCCAACUCCCAUUCAUGAUGUGUCGACUGCUCUGUCAUAUCUGACCUCCUCGACGUCGCCCUUCAACGAAGGCCAGCACGAAGAGCCAAAGAUUUGUCUCUUCGGGAGCCAUAUCGGAGGAGGCUUAGCCACAAUGCUCUCACUCACCCACCCGGACGAUGUACACGCCUUGGCUGUCAUCGAGCCCCUGGUAGAUUGGGUCAGCCUUGACGAGAUCGUUGAACAGUUACGGCGAACGAAAGACACGGCCAGGAAAAGGCACAAACAUCGAGCUACACGUUUUGGUGUCGACGAUUCAUCCGUACUGGCCGCCGCAGAAGAUCUCAUAAGGUUGCGUGCAAGGUUAUUUCCGACCCCGUCAUCAUACUUUGAUCCUUUCGCCAGUCCGCUAUUAUUUCUUCGCGCUCCGGGUAGAGAUACGCCAUUGAAUAGGACUGUUGGCGACGACCUUGUCGAAGAGAUGGGAUUGAAUGAUAGCAAUGGCGGGUUUGGCGACACCGAAAACCUCGAAGGUGAUCUGCAAGAAGAAUAUUAUUCUUCACACGCACCAUUGCCCGAUACAAUGCCUACUCCUUUAUCAACAACGCAGUCUCAAUCUCCACCCAGACGGCGCAAAGUCCUGCAAAGAUGGCCGGCGAUAGGUCGACCCGAGUCUGCAAUCCUCCCGCACGUCAAGGCGUUUGUCCGAUCUCCAUUAGUAGUCGGUAGCUUUGAUGAAGUGGAGGGUAACUCGGACGGCGUACACUCCGAGCAGGGUCACGCGGCACUGAUGCGAGCUCAAGGCAGUGAAUUGGUCGAGCUCAUGCGUAGAGCAUGCUUUUUUGGUCGAGAGAAAGGCUUUGCUGAAGAACGAGUUCGGCUCUAUGAAGAAACUGCUCACGAUCAAGACAUGGGGAGUGAGAGUGCCGAGGCUCUCACAACGAGUAGCCAUUCACGUCCCAGCAUGCGCCUGCACGAGCAAGCACUCAGCUGGGCUGAAACAAUGCUAGCCAAAGAUUGAGUCUAAGGAACCAUAUAAGGAUUAACGAUAUCUUUUCGGACAUCGUCUCAUGAUGUUUUAUUUGCA